Molecule: messenger RNA, 5650 nt
Organism: Cuculus canorus (common cuckoo)
Lineage: Eukaryota; Metazoa; Chordata; Aves; Cuculiformes; Cuculidae
Gene: SLC22A16
Product: solute carrier family 22 member 16
Exons: 8
Coding region: 139-1854 (571 amino acids)
Biological process (GO): transmembrane transport
Cellular component (GO): membrane
Source: RefSeq, a predicted model, not a curated record
GUACUAUGUCUCAAGGGAUGAAUAAACAGUGGGAAAGGAGAAGGGAGGAAAUAUCUUACAGUGACAGUGCCACAGAGUAUGUUGUGUCAUGAAACUACAGCGAGAGCACAAGUGAUCUGAAAUCUGUUCAUAAACUUUAUGGAAGAUCUUCAGUUCAGAUUUCAAGCAUGUGUUUAUUUUGCAUCUGUCUUUCAAGCUAUGUCAUGUGGUAUCCAUUACUUAGCGUCUGUGUUCAUGGCUGUUACUCCUAAGUUUGUAUGUGGGGUCCCUGGAAAUGUGAGUAGUGUUCUUUUCUACAACUCCUCUGAAUCAAGCAUAGAAGACAUCUGGACACUAUGGACAUCACCAGAAAACUACAUUGUAGUCCAGCUGGAAAAUAGAGAAGUUUGGGAACUUAACCAAUGCAGCAGGUCCAAACGAGAAGUAAGUUUGGAUCUGGCAUAUGAAUACAAAGGCAACAAGUCCACAUUUUCUUGUUCUAAUGGAUAUCUCUAUGAUGAUACAAAGUGGAAGAGCACUGUUGUGACACAGUGGGAUCUGGUCUGUGACCGAGAAUGGCUUGCAAAAUUAAUCCAGCCUACAUUCAUGCUUGGAGUCUUGAUUGGAGCAGUGAUUUUUGGUGACAUUGCUGACAGACUGGGAAGACGGCGUGUUAUAUGGUUCACAAGUGCUGGUCAGUUUGUAUUUGGCAUCGCAGUGGCCUUCACAUUUGACUACUACAGUUUUGUGAUUGUGCGCUUUCUCCUUGCUAUGGUUUCAAGUGGUUAUCUGGUUGUGGCUUUUGUUUAUGUGACUGAAUUUGUUGGCAUUAAAGCACGAACCUGGGCUUCUAUGCAUGUCCAUGCUUUUUUUGCUAUUGGAAUUAUGAUUGUGGCACUCGUGGGAUUUUUGGUUCGGACCUGGUGGGUCUAUCAGAUAUUUCUCUCCAUAGCAACUCUUCCCUUUGUCUUGUGCUGUUGGAUGCUCCCAGAAACACCUUUUUGGCUCCUGUCAGAAGAAAGAUAUGAAGAUGCACAAAAAGUAAUUAAUAUAAUGGCAAGAUGGAAUAAAGUAAGUUCUCCCUGCAAAGUUUCUGAACUGUGCUCAGUCCAACAAGAUGAUCCUGUCAGUGGCAGAAUGGGUGACAAUGACACGUCCUCAACAAAGAAGCACAACAUCUUGGACCUGUUUUGUAACUGGCACAUUGCAAGAAGGACCAUCACAGUCUGGCUCAUCUGGUUUACUGGGAGCUUGGGGUACUACGUCUUCUCCCUCAGUUCUGUCAGUCUAGGAGGCAAUGAAUAUUUAAAUCUCUUUCUCAUAGGUGCUGUGGAGUUGCCUUGCUAUAUCAUUGCUUGCAUUGCGAUGGACAAACUGGGAAGGAGAAACACACUCAUUCCGUUCCUUAUUUUAAGUGCAUUGAUCUGUGUUUUAAUUAUGUUCAUACCUCAGGAUUUCAAUAUAUUAAUUAUCUUAGCAAAUAUGGCUGGAAAAUUUUCAAUAGGUGUCGCCUUUGGCCUUAUAUAUCUCUACACAGCUGAACUGUACCCAACAAUUGUAAGAUCACUUGCUGUUGGAAGUGGAAGCAUGAUGUGCCGUGUAGGAAGCGUGGUUGCUCCUUUCUGUGUAUAUCUAAGAAGUAUUUGGAUUUUCAUGCCACUUUUACUUGUUGGAAUCAUGGCCCUUCUGAGUGGAAUAUUAACAAUAAUGCUUCCAGAAACACUGGGAAAACCAUUGACUAAUACUUUGGUGGAAGCUACAGAAAUGGGAAGAAAGAAGAAAAGCUGUUCAGGAAAGACUCCUCCAGCACACACUGGUGCGGCUUUAGAAAAGAUAGAGAUGUUUGGUCAAGAAACAGUUGGCACUGAGAAAUAAAGCAACAGCAAAACGGCUGUUCCAAAUUUCAAUCAUUAUAUCAUUUUGAAGAUAUUUUUAUUCCAGAAAUGUGACUCUUCCAUAACAUCUGUGCCUUUUAAUUUGUAUCUAGGCUUGCCUUUUCAAUAGAGCAAAUAUAUAACACCUUUUCCAUGUGACUGAGGUACUGCAGAAAAUUUGGUAGGACUUCUAGAUCCCUCGUCAGUCUUAUCCAGACUUGCUGUGACCAGUUGGAGUGAUUACUCUUAAUGUUGCACAUAUAUAAAAAAUAUGCCAAUUCUUUCCUUCACAUUUUCUGCAGUUAGAUUUGUAAACCCAGCACAAAGUGCCUUGUCUGCUCUCAUCCUGUUGCAGCUGACAGUUACAGGCUUGAGACUUCAAAACAUGGUAAACUUAAAUAGUUAUAAUUCAAGAAAUAAGCCUUAACAUUGCAUCAUUCUUGCAGUAAUUUCAAAGUCUAACUACUUUAUUCUUUUUUUGUCAAAUUUUCUCAUAGAAAAGGUGCCAUUGCUAACAAAGGAAAGUAUUCUGUGAAACAGCUUCUGACUGAAAAAAAUACUACUAAGUUUGCAAAAUGUGCAAACAGUUUGUAUACUAUUCAUUCUGUUGAAUGGCAAAUGUGUUUUCGUUAGUGGUUUAGAAAAAAAUUGCUCACUGGAUCUACUGCUGCCUUAGUAAGCUCUUUUUAGUUUAGGUAAAACUAAAAUGUCUGAUACUUUUGAAAGUCAUAUUCAUUCCAGACCAUUAUUUCUGUGCUCCCCUUCUCACUUACUUCAGCUCAGAUCUAGCAUCAGAUUCUUCACAACUUUCAAGAGCUACACCAGCAGCUUUGCCAAAUGCCUCCAUCAAGACCUUCUCAGUCCUCAGUGAAACAGAAUAAGUGACAAAUGGGUCUUAUUCAGUCUUUCUGCAAAGAGAUAGACUUAAUCAUUAAUUAAUGUUUAGUACACAUGGUAUCUACUCACUGUUUUUUUCAUAAAUCUGCUGUCCGCAGCUAAUUUUUUCCAUAUACCACACAAGAUCAGUUAGAAAAAUAUAAUUUAAAAAAUGUUAACUAGAGAACACUGAUCAACAGAAGAGUGACCAGUUCCUCUAGUAGUAUUAAUCAGAAUCUGUAAAUGUCCUACUCUUGUUACACCACAAGUGUGCAUCAACACCUACUUGCUGUGCAGUGAUUGUGCCAUAUGACUAUGGACCACAAAAACCAGAUAGAUAGAAACGCAUCAUUCUAGCUGCUACUUUUGUGGCUUCCUGUCCCACCUGCCCUUUUUCAGUCUGCCUCCAGACUUGGGGGGCUCUUCCUGGCCUGAGGAUCUGUAUCCUCUUCACUUCCCCACCCUUGAUUUGAGGUGGGUGCACAUGGAAGCUUCUGAGUUGUGGGGUUCAGGCAGCCAUCUUUUGCCUGAGCUGCAGCAACCCUGUCAUGCCUGGUUUGAGGUCAGCUUUUGUGUCAUCUUAGGCACUUACUCUGAUGCUAGCCGGUACAAUCUCAUCAAAACAAGUCCUCCUUGUUUAUUUCUUUGUCACAUACCCCAAAAUAAGAUAUCUAUAUUGCUGUAGGUAAAUAUUCUAUAUGCUGUAGGGCUUGAUCACAUUUUUCAAUUGUAUCUGCACAGUCAUAUUAGUUUCUUCUGAAGCCAGAAUAAAGGUUCAUAUCCCCUUAUAAAAGAUUUUUUUUUGUUCACUGCACUGCCUCAGAGUGUCAAGUAGCAUUUUGGUCCUGGUAUUGGGACGAAAUCAUAUCCUGUAUGAGUGCUAACAUGCUUUGAAGCAAGCAAAACUCAGUAAGUUUAAGUUCAGGGAAUUUCUGUUUGAUAGUUGCAUGGGAAGCAGAAAGGGAUCUUUAUGCUCCCUUCAAUUAGAUGGGUGUUCCAGUAUUUGCAGAGAAAACUCCAAAGAGAACUGCAUAGAAUAUUAUGGCUUCUGUCCAGAUGUAUUAGUUCAGCAAAAGCAUGUGCUUAAACUUACCCGUGUGAGUAAUCCCAUCAUUAUUCAGCCAAUGACUUGAAUUAUACUUUGAUGACAGAGAUAGGAUUACUCAUGUGCUGAGGCUUUUUAUUUUGCUGAAGAGCAGAGCUAGUAUUCUUCCACUGCUUUCAGAUCCCUCUCCGCUUCCCAGAGCAGAACAGCUCUCCUUAUCUGCAAGAUCUGUUGCCAGGCUCUGCAUGCCUUGCCUUAAACAAGGGUUUAACCAUGCAGAGAAAAAAAAUACAAGAAAAUAUCAUGUAAUACACUUAACAAGGAAUUGAACUGGUACUGGCUGACAUCGCAACCACCCUCAACAUCUCCCCUGCCCCCUACUCCAAGUAAUUGCAUUAUUUUAGGUUUCUUUCACACCGAUACUCCCUCUUUUAUCAGUAGAAGGUCCUAUAUUAAGCUCUCUAGUCUUGGGUGCUGAAGACAGUACAGUCUAUGCCUAAAAAGGUACUAAAGAACAAUUAAAAUUACUUUUUUUUUACUUCCUUACCUGCCAAAUAACUGAUUUCGGGGUUACCCUACUAAGAACAGGUAAUGUAUAUUAUAUGUUCCUUGGACUUGAGGCAUUCAGGACCUGGUCAUCCAUCAUCAAUAAGGAAAAAAAAAAAAAAGAAAAAACUUGAAUGUGUGAUGAUAGUGAGCAACCCUUACAGGCUAAAACGUAACGAUGAUUCUGAAGUACAGUGUAGCGUAACAGCUCUUAAUUUGGAAAGCCAGUUCUUUCUGUCACUGAAGUCAGUUGGUAUUUGAUGUUUGAUUUGUGUGACAUGAAUUUUCCUGAACUAAUCAUAUUACUUUUUUCCCUUGAAAUAAAGUUUAUUGAUCUACAGGUACACCUUUUGUGAUUUCAUGCAUAAAUAGCUUAGAGGAUGCCUGGGGGUAUCAUAUUCUUUAACUUGAAGAAGGAAAUCACUGUAGAAAAGGAAAUAGCAUGUGGUCUGUAGUCUCUAGCAUUUCUGUUUGGACAAAAAUAUGUCUAACACUAGCCAUACGUUAUAAAUGUAGUAUAGACAGGGUGAGUUGAUUUCUUUAUCUUUAAUAUUCCUAGAUUAUCUAAAUCCUCUCACAAGAAAGCACUGUGUUUGAGAACAAAUGCUUCUGGUCCUGUGGGGCAUAUUUUCUUCUGGUUGCUCAUAAAAGCAAUUCCUUUUCAUAGUUUCUUAUCUAAGUUCUUACAUUAUGUUUGCAUUUGUCAUCUCUAUCCUAGUGCAAAUUUACUUGCUGAUCAAUGUCUCUGGAGUUCCACAACAGUUUUAUAUAAGAUACUGGAUUAGAUUACUUUUCUGUCUUAACUGCUGGUCACUAUUGCAUAAUGACAGAUGUUUUUGUCCUAAAUUUGGUAUCAUGUUUUAUUAGACAGUCUUGCAGUUUGUUAAGAACAUACUUUUUGGGUACAAAUAUAGCAAUGAGAGCAAUUAUCAUUAGUUUAAUGAUAACUUCAAAACAAUAGUAAAUGCGUUGAUAUUUUGAAUUUAUAUUUUAAAACACAUGUAUUUCUACUUUAAUAACUGACUUCAAUGUCUUUGUGCAAAUUUUUAUAGUUUAAACAUCUGUGUAAAAAAAAAAUGUUAUUCUAACUAAGUGCGCUUUGUGUCAAUGCUUUGUUUGGUACUUCGAAUGUCUGAACAAGGGAAGUGAGUGAAUCCUGCCUGAAGACUGAGGCCUUUUAUUGUAAUGGCUCUAUGGAUACAGAAGACGGUCUGACAUUCCAGCUCUGCCCAGAAUAUGCAUUCUCCUGUAUAUUUCACAGCUUAUUUUUACCAGCUUCUUAUGUGCAGUCACUUAGGAAGCCUCCAUGGCAUUAGGCCUCAGCAACAUG